AUGGGAGAUAAAGGUGGUUGGAGUGUGCUGCCACCUACCGAGGCUCCAUUGUAUAUACCCACAGAAGAUCAUUGGAGGCACUUUGAUAACUCAGGAAAUGCUGUUUCUUUUGGGUUUGUUGCCACUGCCAUUCUCAUCUUUAUGUUCCUUGUCAUGGCCAUCUUUGAGAGAUUUCUCAGACCCACCUCUCCGGCUUUGACACCGGCCGGUGGCCGGAGAUUUGGUGACAUCGAGUCUCAGAUGGGCUUCAAUGCAAAGUUUGGUCUUCCCUCACCAAAAUCAGCCAUCCUGAAAAACCUUUUGUAUGCCCAAUUUGAAUCAAUCUCAAUGGAUCCCUCAUUAUUACCCAGAGGAGAAGAACAGAGAAGUGUCGGUGUUGAUGCCUGGAGAGAGUAUCCCUACCUUCAUCGCCCACCCCGCUCCGGGGCCUUGCCCCCCAGAACGCAUACCUUGGCCUUCCCAUCAACACAAUUCAUUGCCCAGUUUCAUCCCAAACAACAACUCAAGCACAACCUUAGGCUCAAUCUAAAAGGACCAAACGGCGUCUACUUUGUAAAUCAGACUUACUCUGGAAACAAGAUUCAUCAAACUGCCAUUCAUGAUCUAGUAACCCUGGACUCAACUCAAGCACAAAAACAUUUCAAUGUUGAAGAUGCCAAGCAAAACAUGCAAAUAUAUGGAAAUAUGAAAGAUGCCUCCCACCCCAAAGCAUCAUCAGAGAAAGAGCAGGCGAGGCUAUACCUUACUUGCACUUGUUAUCAAUACCUUCCACAAUUUUCAGGUUUUUCUAGGUGUGAAUUGGAUCCUUACAGACAAAACUAUAUUGCAUAUCACAUGGACUGAUCUCCAUAGUGGAAAAUGUGUAUACUUUAUUAUACAUACGACGAAUAUGAAUUAUCCCGCGGGAAUUUUAUCUGUUUUAUUUAUC
Molecule: messenger RNA, 928 nt
Organism: Ilex paraguariensis (yerba mate)
Lineage: Eukaryota; Viridiplantae; Streptophyta; Magnoliopsida; Aquifoliales; Aquifoliaceae
Source: the annotation of a GenBank genome assembly